Molecule: messenger RNA, 2410 nt
Organism: Colletotrichum navitas
Lineage: Eukaryota; Fungi; Ascomycota; Sordariomycetes; Glomerellales; Glomerellaceae
Product: cytochrome P450
Exons: 2
Coding region: 500-2323 (607 amino acids)
Molecular function (GO): iron ion binding; monooxygenase activity; oxidoreductase activity, acting on paired donors, with incorporation or reduction of molecular oxygen
Source: RefSeq, a predicted model, not a curated record
UUAUGCCGCGGGGAGGUGUGGGCUCUAUUAUACGGGGGCGAUCCUUACUCGCAACCCCAAUCUAGGUCACGCCCUGCGAUUCGGUUUCCGCGUUGGGUAAGAUGCUCGUCGAGGAUCCAUCUGAUAACGGGUUUAUUUUAUUUUAUUUCUUUAUUUCCUUAUUUCUUUUGCGCUUCGGCUUCGGACACACGCCUGUCGUACCGGUCAUGGACCCACGGCGCCUCUCGAAACGCCGUCAUCAUAAAGCUUUUUUUUAUUUUUUUCUUUGUAGCUAUGAGUGGAAUUCAAUGAAGGGCGGCCUGGCACUGGACAGGCGGGCGUGCGGAAUUCUAAUAGCCCGCAUCCGUCUCCGUUGCCUCCCUGGCACGCCCGAGCUUCGAUGUUAUAAGACUCUUCCCGUCUUCCGGAGAGCGGGCAAAGUUUCUGAAUCGUCGAGUUGACGUCAUUUGCAUCCAAACCUCUCGCCGGAGAGAAAGAGACAGCUCAAUCAAGACCAUUUAUGAUGUUGAGCACGGCCCUGCCAGGUCGGACUCUUGGCGGCGGCGGCGGCGGCGACGGGGCUUUCGGCACGAAUCUCAUCUCGCCGUCCCACGCUCUCCUGGUCGCCGCGGCAUGCCUCCUAUUCUACGGCCUCUACAGGUGGGCUCUGCCCAAACCGAUCCCCGGCAUCCCUCACAACGCGGCGGCAGCGAAGCACAUCCUGGGAGACGUCCCCUCGCUGCUGGAAGGCAUCGGCCGUACCGGCGAGUUCAACCUCUGGCUCCUCGAGCAGGCGUCCAAGCUGGGGUCGCCGCUCUUCCAGGUCCUGAUCCGCCCGCUGGGCAAGCCGAUCGUGGUCCUCGCCGACUUCCGCGAGGCCCAGGACAUGCUCAUGCGGCGCAAGGACUUUGACCGGUCCUCCCUCGUCGCCGACCUGCUCGAGGGCGCCGGCCCCAAGCACCACAUCAUCAUGAAGACGGGGCCCGAGUGGAAGCAGCACCGCCGGCUCCUGCAGGACCUCAUGUCGCCGCAGUUCCUCAACGAGGUGGCCGCGCCGACCGUCUACGCCGGCGUCAUGCGCCUCAUCAAGCUGUGGAACGACAAGGCGAGCAUCGCCGACGGCCGGCCCUUCUCCGCCGAGACGGACAUCUACUACGGCGCCCUCGACGCCGUCAUGGCCUUUGUCUUUGGCGGCGGCUUCCCCAGUAGCGCCAUCCGCCCGACGAUAGAACUCGUCGAGGGGCUGGCCGACGACGACGUCGCGCGUCUCCGGCAGCGGGCGGACGACGGCAGCGGGCCCGUGGGCUUCCCUGAAGGGGAGUGCGACGAGACUCUCCAGGCGACGCUCGACGUGGCCACCUCGAUCCAGCAGCUGCAGGGCUCGCCGAUCCCUCGGAUCAAGUGGUGGUUUCUCGAGAAGCUGCCCGCCAUGCGCCGGACCUUCCGCAUCAAGCAGGCGUACGUACGUGAGGAGAUCGCCAAGGCGCUCAGGAGGCUGCACGAGGUUGGCAACGAGGAGUCCAAGGCCCUCUCGGCGGUGGAGCUCGUCGUGCUGCGGGAGAGGAGGAUGGCGGAGAACGAGGGCCGACAGCCCGACUUUUUCUCCGAGACGAUGAUUGACGAGGUCUUUGGCGUCGUCGUCGCGGGCCACGACACCACGAGCACGACCAUGUGCUGGGGCGUCAAGCUCCUGGCCGACCACCCCGGGACGCAGACGAGGCUGCGCUCCGCCCUCCGGUCCGCGCUCCCGGAGGCGAUGGCCGAGAACCGCAGCCCGACCGUGCGGGAGAUCUCGGGGACCAGGAUCCCCUACCUCGACGCCGCCAUGGAAGAGAUCCUCCGCUGCGGCGGCGCCGCGCCGCUGCUCGACCGCGAGGCCAUCUGCGACACGGAGCUGCUGGGCCGCCGCAUCCCCAAGGGCACCGUGGUCAUGUGCCUGAGCCGGGGGCCCAGUGUGCUGAAGCCGGCGCUGCCGGUCGACGAGGCGGCGCGCAGCGAGAGCAGCCGGGCCGCCAAGGGGCGGGCGUGGGACGACGCCGAUAUUUCGCAGUUCAGGCCGGAGCGGUGGCUCGUCGAGCCGCCGGCCGGGUCCGCUGCCGGCGCCGUCGCCGAGUUCGACCAGCAGGCCGGGCCCCAGCUCGCGUUCGGUCUGGGAACCCGCGGCUGCUUCGGGCGGAGGCUGGCGUAUCUGGAGCUGAGGAUCAUCUUGACCCUGAUCGUGUGGAAUUUCGAGCUGCUCCCUUGCCCGGAAGAGUUGUCCGGGUACGGGGCCCGGGAGGGUUUGACGUACAAGCCGAAGGACUGUUACGUCCGCCUGUCAGCUCUUGGCGUGAAGGACAAAUGAGUGGGAGGCCCGGUGACGGCGGUCAUGGGCAUCCGAGUGCUGCGAAUCUGGUGGGGUUCAAUCUUCUUCGUUAGAUACUAGAUAAUU